Glarea lozoyensis ATCC 20868 is the source of this 213-nucleotide messenger RNA. RefSeq lists its product as uncharacterized. The transcript has a single exon. The coding region runs from base 1 to 213 and encodes 70 amino acids. The record is from RefSeq and is a predicted model, not a curated record. NCBI's taxonomy places the organism in Eukaryota, Fungi, Ascomycota, Leotiomycetes, Helotiales, Helotiaceae.
AUGCGCGAUAAUAUUCGUAACGCGGGUACAGAGAAGGUCAGCCAGCAGCUUUCUUUGAGAGAUUUGAUGCUCAACUACGGGCUCGAUAUACUCUUCCUCCUGAUGUCCGUUGUUCUGCCUCUCGAUGUCUUCGGUCGGACGACGGCGGAAGUAGUCGGGACGGUAUUCUUCAGAGAUGAUGUUUCGACGCCUGCUCCUGGCACUACCGAUUAA